Messenger RNA from Kockovaella imperatae, 6388 nucleotides. RefSeq lists its product as hypothetical. NCBI's taxonomy places the organism in Eukaryota, Fungi, Basidiomycota, Tremellomycetes, Tremellales, Cuniculitremaceae. The transcript has 13 exons. Gene Ontology annotation, biological process: regulation of ARF protein signal transduction. Gene Ontology annotation, molecular function: guanyl-nucleotide exchange factor activity. The record is from RefSeq and is a predicted model, not a curated record. Bases 58 to 6189 code for a protein of 2043 amino acids.
AGUGUUCUGUCAUUUUACCAUCUUUGCUCUGGAUUCUGACUGAGGCCCGCUGGCAACAUGGCCACGAUACCCUCGCGUGAUGCGACAGAAGCAGAAGCAGCAGCAGCUGCUGCUGCUGGUGCUGUUGCUGGGAUCCAAUCUCAAGACGAAGACGCACAGCCCGUUGGGCUCGGUAUUUCGGAUGUAGAUACGACGAAACCUCGAGUCAUCAGCUUGGACGAGGAAUCCGAUCAGGAGCGAAGAGGACAGGGUGGAGUUGUCAGUGCAGAGAAUGGAAGGGUACCGGCCGACCCCCCUGUGGGCUCAACCGAACAGUCUCCCUCGCUUGACAGAACUCCGUCUGCUCCUCCCCCACCACCACCACCAAAGACCAUGACAUCCCCUUCGUCUUCGUCCUCUAUCAAACCUCUUCCUCCCAUGUCUCGAUCGAUCUCCACUGCUCGUCAGGAAGAUGAUACAGAAUCCCUUCAGGAAGUCUCGCUGAGUCGAAAGGGAACACCUUCCAGAGUUCCUCCUGUACCACGAGCACCAUCCAUCACUUCGCUUCCGUCUCCUUCCCCCUCCGGUCUGGUCUCACCGACCUCUCGGCCCACUUCGACCCGCCCUCAAUCGAGGAAUACCAGUGGUCAAGGCGUCGGUGGUGGUGGUGCUGGUGGUGGGAGUCACUCGAGACGAUCGUCCACAGCGACGACCUUGUCACUCAGUGGAUAUCCCAACGGCGGCGGCGGAUCUCACAGAUCUCACGGACCAGGUCAUCAAUUAUCCACAGUGCUCAUCACGCCCCCCUUGCAAGUCCUGGUCCAAUCGAAAGAAGCGAAGAAGUCAGCCUCCUUCAUGGCUGCUGCUCAGAAAGCGUUGGAUCUGUGUCAAGCUGGCGGAGAGGGAUCAAACACAGCUUACCUUCAUCCACGAGAGAUUUUCGAACCUCUCAGGUUGGCCAUUUCAAAUCCUCAAACGACCUCUGUACCCAUCCUCAUCACCUCGCUCGACCUGUUGGCCAAACUCGUCUCUCAUUCCUUUUUCUCUGAACCCAACGGUCCACCACCCGGUCAAUCUCCCUUGCCAGACCUCAUCACACACACUAUCACGCUCUCCUGGACGGAGACCUCGCCACCUCAGGUGGCUCUUCAAGUCGUGAAAGCAUUGAUGGCCAUCGUCUUAUCCACAGAUAGAGGAAUGCUCGUCCAUCAAUCAUCACUGCUCAAAGCCAUUCGGUCAGUCUACAACGUCUUUUUGCUCUCCAACGACACGGCAAACCAGGUGGUCGCUCAGGGUGGACUGACUCAAAUGGUCCAUCAUGUGUUCGGACGGGUCAUUCGACCAGAUUCAAAGGCUCAGCCGGGGACAAACGGAUCAAGAAGUGCGAUGGGCGAAAACGAGGCGAGACGAGAGGCCGACAGCAGAUCGGGAACCCCAGCACCUCAGACUCCAGGUCUUGAAACGGCUCCUCAGCGAAUGACUUUAGACUCGUUUGACCAGCCCAAUCCCAACGACUCAAUCCCCACUGCGCCAGCACACAUCGCCGCUGGCGAAGAAGAAGAGAUCGACGGGUCCGCUUCGACGCCUCGAAUACCCACCCAGACGAUCUCGAUACCCGUACCGAAUGGAGAUGCUCUCGAGACAAGCGAUGUUCUUCCUACCGGCAUUCGCGAGACGGCAGCAGAUGAAGGAGAAGGUAACCUCGAUGCGAUGGGACGGCCUAUCCCGACCGACGAGUUGUUCGUCAAGGACGCCUUCCUUGUCUUUAGGGCGUUGUGCAAGUUGAGCAUGAAGCCGUUGGUCACUGAAAGCGAACGCGAUCUGCGCUCUCAUGCGAUGCGAUCCAAGCUGCUCUCACUUCACCUCAUUCUGACCAUUCUCAAGUCCCACGCCGACCUCUUCACCAAUCCCAUGAUUUGCAUUCCCUCCAACUCGUCUUUGGAGAUGACUCCAUUCCUCCAAGCGACAAAGCAGUACCUCUGUCUGAGUCUGUCAAGGAAUGCCGUGUCCCCCGUGACGCAGGUUUUUGAACUCAGCGUGGAGAUAUUCUGGUGCAUGCUCAAAUCAAUGAGAGCGCAGAUGAAGAAAGAAAUCGAGGUCCUGCUCAAUGAGAUCUUCAUCCCCAUUCUCGAGAUGAAACACUCCACGAUUCGUCAAAAGAGUCUGAUCGUCAGCGUCUUUAUUCGACUGUGUCAGGAUCCUCAAGCUCUCGUGGAGAUUUACAUCAAUUACGACUGCGAUCGAGCCGCGUUGGAUAACAUUUACGAGCGACUCAUGAAUAUCGUCUCCAAAAUCGGACAGACGCAUUUUGCACCGCCCUCCAAGGAGGAGCAGAACCAGUCUGGCACGUCGAAACAAGCGAGCGGAUCCAGUGGUGGACCUGCCAUUCCGCCUUCCUUAUCCACUACCGCUUUGUCCGGGAAAGACGGUGUCGAUGCGCCCCAUUAUGCUGGAUUACCACCCGAGAUCAAACUCCGCCGACAAUCGCUCGAAUGUCUCGUUGCCGCGUUGAGAUCGCUCGUCGCUUGGUCCACCAUGUCACCAACUCGAGCAACGGAUGAUCAUCAACCCGGGCAUCUACCCCGACUCAGUGAGGAUGGACUUGGACGACAUCACUCGUCCUCUUCGACAGCUGGAUCGACCUCUCAUCUGGACCACAUGCCGACGCCUAUACCCUCUUGGCCAGCCGAUCCUCAUGCACGAAGUCCCGCCGGUGGGACCUCAGCGAACGGAGUGGCGACGCCUGAUAUAGGAGAUGACGAUGUGGAGCGAUUUGAGAGCGCAAAACAGCGCAAGACGACGCUUCAAGAGGGUAUGAAGAAAUUUAAUUUCAAACCCAAGCGAGGGAUAGAGUACCUCGUGGAACAUGGUUUCAUCGCUAGCAAAUCCCCUCAAGAUGUCGCUCGAUUCUUGAUGGGCAACGAAGGUCUGAGCAAAGCCAUGAUCGGGGAAUACCUCGGCGAAGGUGACGAGGAGAACGUCGCUACAAUGCACGCCUUUGUCGAUAUGCUUGACUUUUCUGACAUGAACUUCACCGACGCCGUUCGAAUGUAUCUUCAAUCGUUCCGACUGCCCGGUGAAUCCCAAAAAAUCGAUCGAUUCAUGCUCAAGUUCGCGGAACGUUACAUGGGCGGGAACCCCAACACUGUCUUUGCCAAUGCCGAUACGGCUUACAUCCUCGCCUUCAGUAUCAUCAUGCUCAAUACGGAUGCCCACAACAAGAAUUACAAGGCAAAGAGAAUGACCAAGGAGGAGUUUAUCCGGAACAAUCGAGGUAUAAACGAUGGCAACAAUUUACCCGAGGAAUUCCUCACCGAUAUCUACGACGAGAUCCAAUCCAACGAGAUCAAGAUGAAGGAUGAGAUGCCGGAACCUGCUCCAGUCGCCGCUUCGGGCGUUGUCGGAGGUUCUUUCACGGCUAUCGGACGAGACCUACAACGCGAAGCCUAUGUCGCUCAGUCGGAAAACAUGUCCAGCAAGACGGAAGCUUUGCUCAAAGCCAUGGUCAAACAACAGAAACGAGGUGUCGUUAGACCUACCGAUCAAUUCUUCUCCGCUUCAAGAUUGGAACAUGUGAGAUUCAUGUUUGAGGUGGCUUGGAUGCCGUUCCUUGCCGGUAUUUCGGCUCAGUUGCAGGAGACAGACGACAUGGACGUGGUCAAUCUCUGUCUGUCAGGGUUACGCUCCGCCAUCCGAAUCGUCUGUCUCUUCGACAUGGAUCUCGAGCGGAACGCCUUUGUCACCACGUUGGCCAAGUUCACAUUCCUCAACAACGUGGCCGAGAUGAAGCCCAAAAACGUGGAAGCUAUCAAGAGUCUCUUAGAGAUUGCGGUCUCCGAUGGGAACAACCUCAAGGCGAGCUGGAAAGAAGUUUUGACUUGUGUCAGUCAGUUGGAGCGAAUGCAAUUGAUCAGCAGUGGCAUGGAUGUUCCGGAUCUGAAUCGCAGAGAACCGAAUGGGAAGAAAUCUUCCAAGCGCAGGGCGCCGGCAGAGGAAGUCGCGGAGGAAUCGAGAUCUCGCGAGGUCACUGUCGCUGCGGACAAGGUCUUUUCAAUGUCCAACAAUCUCUCCGGGUCUGCCAUUGUCGAUUUCGUCUCUGCCCUGAGUCAAGUCUCGUGGGAGGAGAUUCAGUCUUCUGGAUCCUCCGAUCACCCACGCAUGUUCUCUCUCCAAAAGCUCGUCGAAAUCUCCUACUACAAUAUGGGGCGAAUCCGAUUAGAGUGGUCUAAUAUCUGGCUGAUCCUCGGUGAACACUUCAACCAAGUAUGCUGUCACAACAAUCCCAACAUUUCCUUCUUUGCCCUCGACGCUCUCCGACAACUGGCCAUGAACUUUUUGGAAAAGGAAGAACUGUCCCAUUUCCGAUUCCAAAAGGACUUUCUGCGACCAUUCGAAUAUACCAUCGCAAACAACAAGAACUCGGAUGCUCGAGAAAUGGUCUUGCAAUGCUUGCAACAGAUGCUUCAAGCGCGAGUUCAAAAUCUUCGAUCAGGUUGGCGAACCAUGUUUGGUGUCUUUUCAGCAGCUUCCAAAGUCGUCACGGAAAGAGUCUGCACACAUGCGUUUGAACUCGUCACGUUGGUCUACAAGCAACAUUUCUCCCUCGUCGUAAAGUAUGGCUCAUUUGCCGAUCUCACGACUUGCAUCACGGAUUUCUGCAAGGUGUCCAAGUUUCAAAAGAUUUCAUUACAGGCCAUUGAAAUGGUUCGUGGACUAGUCGGCAAAAUGUUGGAAUGUCCCGAAUGUUUACUACCUUCUGCGUCGGAGGAGACGGACGACGCUGUCGCAGCGGCCAAUAUGGGCAAAGGAAAGGGCAGGAUGAACGGAGGAGAAGAUCCUCUGUUGAAGUACUGGCUGCCUGUUUUGCACUCUUUCCAUGAGAUCAUCAUGACCGGAGAGGAUCUCGAAGUCAGGAGAUUGGCGCUCGACUGCCUCUUUGAUACGCUCAAAACACAUGGUUCAGGCUUCACACCUGCAUUUUGGAAUACCGUCACUUCUCAAAUUCUUUUCCCAAUCUUUGCUGUCCUCCGCGUACCUACCAUGGCAGAUCAAGACCCGAGAUUCAGAUUCAAAUCUCAAGAAGAUAUGUCGGUUUGGUUGUCAACGACGCUCGUGACUGCGCUCAGAGAUCUCAUUGACCUGUACACGUUCUACUUUGGCGUACUUCAAGAGUGGCUCGAUGGUCUAUUGGACAUUCUCGUUGCCUGCAUCUGUCAGGAGAACGAUACGCUUGCGCGUAUCGGUACAUCGUGCUUUCAACAACUGCUCGAAUCCAAUGUGCGGAAAUUGUCCCCUCAGAAAUGGGAGAGCAUCGUCUCUGCUUUCGUCGAGCUGUUCAAGACAACGACUGCUGGUCAGCUGUUUGAUCCUGCUUUACAUGCGGAAGUGGAACCCGCGGGCGAGAUAGAAGAGGGCGAUGCUCCAUUCCAGAAAUUCGUCGCCCCUGCGCCGCUUGAAUCCGCCGCUGCAUCUCGUCACGCUCUACCAUCCUCCCUCACAUAUACCGAUCAGAGACGAUUAUUCAAACAGAUCAUUGUCAAAUGCGUCUUGCAGCUCUUGCUCAUCGAGACGACACACGAGUUGUUACAGAAUGACGAUGUCUAUACGACGAUCCCGGCGGAACAUUUGUUGAGGUUUAUGGGUGUUUUGGACGACAGUUGGAGAUUUGCCAGGCGAUUCAACGCCGACAGAGAUCUCAGGAUGAAAUUAUGGAAAGUUGGAUUCAUGAAGCAAUUACCCAACUUGCUCAAGCAAGAAUCUAGCUCGGCCGCGACACUCAUCAAUGUUCUGUUGAGGAUGUAUCGGGAUCCAAGGGAAGCUCACCGAAAUUCGAGAACAGACGUCUUGGAGAGAUUAGUCCCACUCGGUACCGAGAUUAUCAAAGAUUUCAUUGGUUUAGAUCCCGAGACUCAACCUCGGAAUGUCAGUGCUUGGACGCCUGUAGUGACAGAUAUCAUCUUGGGUAGUGUGGACUUUGAGACGGAAGCGUUCAAAACCCAUGUUCCUUCGUUCUAUCCUCUCAUUGUGGACAUUCUUUCACGUGAUCGAGCGCCCGAAAUGCGCUUAGCGGUUCGAGAUUAUCUCGCGAGAUUGGGUGAGAUCUACGCAUUCGGGAGAACAAGUGGGCAUCAGGUGUCUACCUCGGCAUCGGUGAUCACCCACACCACGACGACCGCGUCGACGACGGGCAGUGGCUCCAUAGCAGCAUGAUCGUCGGCGGCAUACGUGGAAGGUGCAAGAGAGGUGUGUGUAAGGAGCCUCGGCAUUGGUGGUUUCUUGAGCAUCCACCCAUUUUUAUUAUCAUAGAAUUUCCACGAUGAUCGUCAUCCCAAAGGAAAAAAAAAGACUCUGUAUUAGCAUAUUAUGAUAUCGGCAUUUGAUGAGACUAGGGAUGGAUGAUGAUCUGCAC